ACUCUAGACAUCACAUGGGCAACGAGGGGGUACUUCCACCGUUACAACCUCUCUCUCUCUACAACUUCUUCACUCCUCACUGACCCUCUUUCUCUCUCUACUUGUAUCUCUCGCCCCCCUCUCUCUCUAGAAAAUUGAGGUGAAUUGUUGAGGAAAGAGGUGAUGGAAGAGACUAGGUUGUUGCAGUGGAGUGUUAUUAGAUCCAUUAUUGCAAUUGUUCAAUGGUGGGGUUUUAAUGUUACUGUUAUUAUCAUGAAUAAGUGGAUCUUUCAGAAACUGGACUUCAAGUUCCCUUUGUCAGUAUCAUGUAUACAUUUCAUAUGCUCGGCUAUUGGUGCGUUUGUGGUUAUCAAGGUGCUAAAGCUUAAGCCUCUUAUUAUGGUUGAGCCUGAAGAUCGUUGGAGAAGAAUAUUUCCCAUGUCAUUUGUGUUCUGUAUUAACAUAGUUUUGGGAAAUGUGAGCUUGCGUUACAUUCCUGUUUCUUUUAUGCAAACCAUAAAGUCAUUUACGCCUGCAACCACAGUGUUUUUGCAGUGGCUAAUUUGGAGAAAAUAUUUUGACUGGCGAAUUUGGGCAUCUUUAAUUCCAAUUGUUGGCGGCAUACUUCUCACUUCAAUGACAGAACUUAGCUUUAACAUGCUUGGAUUUUGUGCUGCCUUAUUUGGCUGUCUCGCUACUUCAACUAAAACUAUACUUGCUGAAUCGCUACUUCAUGGCUACAAGUUUGACAGCAUUAAUACCGUGUACUACAUGGCACCUUUUGCAACUAUGAUCUUGGCGGUGCCGGCCCUAAUACUGGAAGGGGCUGGGGUGUUACAAUGGUUUCAAACAUGUCCCACUCUUUUCUCAUCACUUGUCAUUAUUUUUGGCUCAGGAGUGAUGGCUUUCUGCCUUAACUUCUCCAUAUUUUACGUGAUUCACUCCACAACUGCUGUCACGUUUAAUGUUGCUGGAAAUCUUAAGGUUGCUGUUGCCGUUACAUGUUCAUGGAUGAUAUUCAGAAAUCCAAUCUCGGCCAUGAAUGCUGUUGGAUGUACUGUGACGCUUCUUGGAUGUACAUUUUACGGGUAUGUGAGGCACCUGCUCUCUCAACAGCUACUGCCAGUAACUCCUAGGACACCACGAACUCCACGAAAUCGUAUUGAGCUUGCCCCUCUUAUGAGUGAUAAGUUAGAUGAUAAAGUUUAAUGUAAUUACUUAUAAAAUUAUGUUCCUAACCUGGGAAUAUAUUAAAAGGGACUACAACUUAUAUAGAAUUGUUUCCAAAAAAGCCUUUGAUUUUUUUCGUGUAUUUCUUUAUUUAGAUCAAUGAAAAGAAUACGAGUUUAUCCUUUUAAA
Daucus carota subsp. sativus is the source of this 1338-nucleotide messenger RNA. RefSeq names its product UDP-galactose transporter 1. Gene Ontology annotation, cellular component: Golgi apparatus. The coding region runs from base 163 to 1188 and encodes 341 amino acids. The transcript is spliced from 6 exons. The record is from RefSeq and is a predicted model, not a curated record. Lineage: Eukaryota; Viridiplantae; Streptophyta; Magnoliopsida; Apiales; Apiaceae. Gene Ontology annotation, molecular function: UDP-glucose transmembrane transporter activity; UDP-galactose transmembrane transporter activity; antiporter activity.